Messenger RNA from Racocetra persica, 237 nucleotides. The record is from the annotation of a GenBank genome assembly. NCBI's taxonomy places the organism in Eukaryota, Fungi, Glomeromycota, Glomeromycetes, Diversisporales, Gigasporaceae.
AUGCAUAAUACAAGAAUUAGCAAGUUAACUCAGCUUGAAAAUGAAAAUAAAGAAUUAUGCAAAUAUAUUCAAAGGUUAGAGAAUUCUGGAACUGUGUCUUUAUCUUCAAUUAUGAAGUAUCUCCAUCCAAGACAAUUAUCUGUAGAAAAAAAACCUCAAGUCAGGCUUAAGGCCUUCAAGUUUGGAACACUUGUGACUGCAGAAUCGAUUGUAAGAGAAUUAGAAGACAGAGAUAAU